AUGAAGGCCGGUUCCUUUGGCAUCCUCACCAUCAUCCACGCCCUUCUGGCGCUGUUCCUCAUCAUUGAGCUCGGUCUCGUCAGCUAUGUUGUCGACAUCACUUGGCGCUGGUCCGCCGUCCAGUUCCUCCUUUUCACCGUCGUAUGGUCCAUCCUUGUCCUCGUUUAUGUCGUCUUCGCGCCCGCCUUCCUCCCAAGAGCUCACAUCCCCAUCGCUGUCCUCGCCGUUCUGGGAAUCACCAUGAUCUUCUGGUUCGCCGGUGCCACAGCUGUCGCCGCCGAUAUUGGUGUUCCCGACUGCAUGGGCAACCGUUCAUGCCAGGUUACCCAGGCCUCUGUCGCCUUCGCAUACUUCAUCUGGGCGGGAUUCCUCGGUCUCUUCGGUCUCGAGGCCAUGGCUUACUGGAAGUCCAGGGGACCUGCCGCCAAUGCCGAUAAGGUCUAG
Clonostachys rhizophaga is the source of this 444-nucleotide messenger RNA. NCBI's taxonomy places the organism in Eukaryota, Fungi, Ascomycota, Sordariomycetes, Hypocreales, Bionectriaceae. The record is from the annotation of a GenBank genome assembly.